AUGCGUAAUGCUCAUCGAAAAUCCACUCCUGAGCAUACAAAUAACUCCAGGAUUGAUGAGGCUUUGGCGGAGUUCUUCUUCGGUUGUAAUAUACCUUUUAACGUAGUGGAAUCAGAGUUCAAGAAAUUCAUCAAGCUUCUCAAUUCCUCAUAUUUAAUCCCAUCGAGAAAAAAGCUCUCGACCAAGUUACUUGAUCAAAUCCAUCAGAAAUUAAUUCAACAACUCGAAUACACCGAAGAGACAGAUGGUGUUUUACCCAUAGACGGCUGGAAAAAUUCCUUAGCCAACACCAAGAAUGUGGUUUGCACCAUCUAUACUAAAGAUAAAAGGAGCAUUUUUCUGAAUUCUUGGGAUUUUACAGAGCUUCGAGAAACUGGUGACCAGUUAGCCAAUGUCAUUGAUGAAGCCGUCUCCAUGUCAAAAGCCAGAUUUAAGAUGAAUAUUUAUGGAGUCGUAUCGGACAAUGCAUCGGCUAUGAUGCGUAUGGGUAAACUCGUGAGUGUUUGGCAUACCUGUCUUUCUCAUAGUGGUAAUUUAUGGUUGAAAUCUCUUGCAAAUCCUCACCUUGUUGAGUGUAUCAACAAGUUAUUGAGAGAAUUUAAAAAUCCUCGAGGGGAGAGGGAGUUGAAAAAACGUGGAGGAACGAGGAUCAUGCUCGCUUGUGAAACGAGGUGGUGUACCUACCGGGAUACGUUCUGUUGCUGUCUGAGAAAUCUUGACAUCUUGAGAGAAAUCGUGGAGGAAGGGGAGCUUACAUUGAAAGCGGAAAAUUUGGAACUUUUGAAGGACAUCACUCUCGAACAACGAUUACAAGAUUAUCUAACACUUUUUGAUCCAGUUUGUGAGUUGUUGAAUAAAUGCCAAAGGACAGAAACUCGACUUGCAGAAGGCACUGAGCUUUGGAUUACUCUGAAUAUAGCAACAGACAUUGAUUCAGUCGAUCAAACCCUGGAGAAUCGAUUGACGAAGCUUCUACAACCUAUUGCUCUGACAGCAAAUUAUGUACAUCCAGAAUAUCGAGGGAAACAAUUUGCUCACAUUCAGUCUUUCAACAGCGCAGUUCUCACGUUUUUACGUGAGGAAUUGGUUGGUGAAGAUCCUUGCGAAUGGAAAAGUUUGAGAGAAUAUGCAGAGGGAAAAGGAAUUUUCGAAAAAUUGUUUAGCAAAAAAAUAAAAUCCCCUGAAGCUUUUUGGUGUAUGGCAGAAGUCGACUAUCCAACGUUAUCUGGUUUGGCGAAGAAGUUAUCUAGCAUCCCGAGUUCUACGGCGCAGAUCGAACGAGUUUUUUCAAAUUGGGCAUUUAUUCAUUCAGAUCUUCGAAAUCGUCUAAGCGUUGAACGCUCUAUGAAGUCAGUUUCGAUCUUCUAUGCAUUCAAAAUGCGAGAUACUUCUUGGGAAAAAAUUGAUGAUUCGAUGUGGGAGGAAGAUUGA
Diachasma alloeum is the source of this 1431-nucleotide messenger RNA. RefSeq lists its product as uncharacterized. Bases 1 to 1431 code for a protein of 476 amino acids. The record is from RefSeq and is a predicted model, not a curated record. The transcript is spliced from 2 exons. Gene Ontology annotation, molecular function: protein dimerization activity. Lineage: Eukaryota; Metazoa; Arthropoda; Insecta; Hymenoptera; Braconidae.